CCUAAGAAGAUCAACAAACAACCACCCUCACUCACACACACACACACACACAUAUAUAUAUAAAUAGAUCAAAUAGUAUACAAUACAAAGAAGAAGAAGAAAGAAGAAAAAAAUGAAUUACAUAUUCGAAAAUGAAGAAUGCAGCAGCGGUUGCGAGUCAGGCUGGACUCUCUACUUCCAACAGUCUUAUAAAAGCAAAAACGAUUCGCCCGAGCCCCGGACGAAGAGAUCCACCGACGAAGACGAAGAAGAUCUGUCUAUGGUGUCGGACGCCUCGUCCGGGCCGCCACAGGUGUAUGAGGAAGAAGGAAACGACACAAGCGGCUGCUUCUUUAAUAACUACGCUACCGUUACCGAACCUUUGUCGGAAAGGAAAAAGAAUAGGGGAAAUCGAUGUCGGAAGAAGGUGCCGGAACGCUCCUCUUUGCUCGAAGUCGACGACACUGCUAGCUCCUCGCUUUACGGCUACUGCAAUAAAACAAGAAGCCAGGCAUCAGUGGAGAAUGUGGUGGAAUAUUCACAAGGCUACUCCUCAACUCAGUUUGAGGUGAGACCUACAUAUGUAGAGGAGCAUUAUGAUUUCUUGCAGUCUGGAAACCAUCAACUUCAGCAGCAAAACCACAGGUGGUUUGAAGGUAAAAGGUGGUGAAGCAAUGAGAUGAUGUAAAGUUGUGUUUUUGCAAAGGCAAAAAUGAAUCUUGAAAAGGGGAUUUUGUUUCCCUUUCUUCUCUGCUUUCUUCCCAUGUCUUUUUUGUAGCUGUAAUGCAAGUGGGAAACAGCUUGAAAGAAAAAAAAAGUAAAAAAAAAAUAGUGGAAGUUCAUUCUCAAUAGUUUGUACUAGUAGAUUCAAGAUUUUCUUGUCUUAGAAAUAAUGGCAACAA
Salvia splendens (bonfire salvia) is the source of this 881-nucleotide messenger RNA. Its product is annotated as protein SOB FIVE-LIKE 5. The record is from RefSeq and is a predicted model, not a curated record. Gene Ontology annotation, biological process: cytokinin biosynthetic process. Bases 113 to 649 code for a protein of 178 amino acids. The transcript has 4 exons. Lineage: Eukaryota; Viridiplantae; Streptophyta; Magnoliopsida; Lamiales; Lamiaceae.